AUGAGAAGCAUCAUGUCAGAAGAAAGCAUUAUAAAAGCAGGGAAACCCAUCUGCUCAAACCAUCUUUGCGCUUGGGGCAAUGACGCAGCUAGUGAGAGUGGCAAAGCUUGUCUAGGCGAUAUAAUCUAUCACUACAUAACUGCUGAUCAGUUCUCUCCAGAAAGUAUCCUUGAUUGCCUAGAUCUAUCAUCAGAGCAUCAAACUCUGGAAGUAGCAAACAGAAUUGAGGCAGCUGUGCAUGUGUGGAAACAGAAAGACAGGAAGAGAUGUACAAAUCACCUGAAGGCUAAACAUUCAUCAUGGAGUGGCAAGGUCAAAGGCCUUGUUGCUCAUGGCCAAAAGAAUCAUUUUCUGGGUGAAAGAGCUGAGACCCUCUUAAAUUGGCUGAGAUUUCGAUUCCCAGGUCUUCCGCAAACUGCAUUGGAUAUGAACAAAAUUCAAUACAAUAAGGAUGUGGGGCAGUCUAUUCUUGAAAGCUAUUCAAGAGUAAUGGAGAGCCUGGCCUUUAACAUAAGGGCCAGGAUUGAAGAUGUCCUUUAUGUAGAUGAUGCCACCAAGCAAUGUGCUGCAGCAGAAUUGAAGUCCUUCUUCCGUAGGGGAAGUUUGGAUGGUCUUCCUAUCCAAAAACGAAUUUCACCUAGCCCCUUCUCGAUUCAACACACCCCUUAUAGCUCUCCAUUUGCAACACCGACUUUCUGCGCAUCCCCUCCCAUGGGCAGAACCCCAGAGAGGGUCCCCUCUCCUUUAAACUUUUGCAGACUUGAAAAAAAAUUGGAAAAAUCAAUACCAGCCGACUUCGAGAAGCUGUGGUCCUAUGCUGGGAGCCUCAGUGCCAGAAAGACUAUUGGUGGGGAUGCUCCUGAGCGCGAUUGAGCAAAGUGAGUCAUAUCAAGGAAGUUGCUUACAUAGGCUUUAGAUCCCUCUGGAUUUUGUUGUGGUGGUAAAAAUAGGAUGGUGUUAUUGAUCUUGUAUAUUUGUUUAGCAAAUAGGAUAUCAUGGUUGAAAGUUAUUAGUUGCUAGAUGGAGAAAGAGAAUUAUGUUAUUGAUGUAUUGAAAAAUCUUUCCCCUUUAUCUCGAAGUGGGCAUUUUUGUUGAACCCUGGGAAACAUGGUCUAAAGAAUUUUAAACUCUACUGUAUAAAAAACAAUGAAAAGCUAUCAGGAGGCACACGAGCCUUGGCACGGUCAAA
Cornus florida is the source of this 1189-nucleotide messenger RNA. RefSeq names its product rop guanine nucleotide exchange factor 1-like. Lineage: Eukaryota; Viridiplantae; Streptophyta; Magnoliopsida; Cornales; Cornaceae. The coding region runs from base 1 to 873 and encodes 290 amino acids. The record is from RefSeq and is a predicted model, not a curated record. Gene Ontology annotation, molecular function: guanyl-nucleotide exchange factor activity. The transcript has 3 exons.